This is a messenger RNA of Seriola dumerili (greater amberjack), 1367 nucleotides long. It is a transcript of the gene bmf1, whose product is annotated as Bcl2 modifying factor. Lineage: Eukaryota; Metazoa; Chordata; Actinopteri; Carangiformes; Carangidae. The transcript has 4 exons. Bases 129 to 620 code for a protein of 163 amino acids. Gene Ontology annotation, cellular component: myosin complex. Gene Ontology annotation, biological process: apoptotic process; positive regulation of apoptotic process; negative regulation of autophagy. The record is from RefSeq and is a predicted model, not a curated record.
UGGAGGUGAUACGGACUAAACUCGCUUGACUUAGCAGGAUAUUGAACUCGGUGUCCUUUUUCCUGAGCAGUAGACAGCCAUAAGAACGAAGCCCAUCUCUGUGGUUGCUCAUCUCAUAGUGCCCCCGUAUGGACGAUGAGGAGGAUGAUGUGUUUGAGCCAGACCCCCACUGCUGGCGCACCACAUUCAGGGAGAUAAAGUGUGAAGACCGGGGCACACAAACACCUGGCCCAGCCCUGGCACUGAACAACGGCAUGCUGCCCUGUGGAGUCGCAAAGGAGCCCAGACCACUCUUCUACGGCAACGCAGGUUUUCGAUUGCACUUCCCGGCACAUUUUGAGCUUGUUGGGGAUCAGGAAGCGAGGCGACAAGGAAGCGGAGAGGAGCGAAACGGGAUGGAGCAGCUACCCCGGCAGCAGCCUGUGGCGCGCAGUGUGGAGGCCUGCAUUGGUCAGAAACUCCAGCUGAUAGGAGACCAGUUUCACCGGGAACACCUACAACUGUAUCAUCAAAACCAAAGGAACCAGGGGCCGCUGUGGUGGCGCCUGGCCGUAGCUCUGCUCAGCCUUCUGUUUGACAGGGGGUUAAUUGCUGGAGGAGGUGGAGCAGGACGGAGGUGAGGGGGUCUUCCCCUCACAUCCCUUUCCUUCAUCUCUGAGGAACUGGACUCCUAAUGGCACUGUCAAAUCUUAACACGGGUCUGUUUUUUGGGGGGGAAAUAGAAAGGAGACAAAAGGUCACCGCGGGACGGAGACAACCAACUUUUAUAAAAGGUCGUGUGUUUUUUUCUUUCCAAGAAGAUGCCAUGAUGCUCCGAGAUUCCUCUACAGGACAAUGUUCAUAUUUUGGUAUACGUGUGGUGUUGUAGUUUUGUACAGUACAUUGUUCUUGUUAAAUUUUUUGCACUUCAACAUGUAUCCAUCUUUAAUGACCUCCACAGACCCUGGGAAUGCCUUAUUCAGUGUCUUCUGCCAGAAUGAGUAUUGAGCAAUUUUGACAGGCAAGAUGAGAUGGUUAGGAAAUGUGGUGUGAGGUUUUCUUUUCUGAGGUUUCCCAGGUGACCAGUCAAGUUGAUUUACUAAUUUUCCAAAGAGGCAACUUCUCAGAACAAAGCAUUUUGCACCCCACCUCAAUGGAUCAUUUGUCUUUUCUUAUUUCCUUUUUUUUGUCUUUGUGUUUUUUCGUUCUCCUCCAUUUUCUUUGGUAUGGUAUUAAGUAUGAACAUGAUCCCUCAGUUUCAUUCAAAACAUUAGGAACAAAGUAAAGUUUUACGAAAAAGUUUGCACACUAGGAAAUGUAAUCUAAAUAUCUGUUAAUGUGCACAGAUCUUUAUCUCCAGCUACAUUUCAAAUAAUUCGUUUUUUUUU